Molecule: messenger RNA, 1996 nt
Organism: Oncorhynchus kisutch (coho salmon)
Lineage: Eukaryota; Metazoa; Chordata; Actinopteri; Salmoniformes; Salmonidae
Product: growth/differentiation factor 9-like
Exons: 3
Coding region: 112-1440 (442 amino acids)
Cellular component (GO): extracellular region
Molecular function (GO): cytokine activity; growth factor activity
Source: RefSeq, a predicted model, not a curated record
GCGAUACAUGCGUCCCCUGGGUUGAUUGCGCACACCUGUUCAACUUCAGUGACAUGUGCAUAGGUUUAUUGACCCGAGGGAGUUCUCCAAGUUUUGACGGACUGAUUGACAAUGGAGGCUCCUCUCCACUUGACUAUUGUUCUUAAUUACCCGACCUCUAUUUUACUACUCUUUAUCGGCGGCUUUUCUCUUGGAUCGUCCCCGACCACGUCAAAUCUAGCUGACGAGUUUGGCGAUUUUACUUUGUACCAACAUGGCAAUAUCUUGUCACCCCUUCUGAAGGCGCUGACAGCACAGGGAGUUCCAUGGCAAGACACGACCCCAAGAAUGAAACCUGAGUCGAGAUAUGUUCGAUACAUGAAACGACUGUACAGGAUGUCUUCAAGACAUGAGAGGAGUUUGGAAGGGAACAACCACCUUUACAACACAGUUCGACUUAUAACCCCGCGGGGUGAGUGCCUGGAGCAAAGCAAAGAGUUCUUCAUGCAACACCUCUCCUACAAUCUGGACCGUGUUAGAGUCAAGGAGCAGCUCCUGAAGUCUGUCCUGCUGUUCUCCUUCGACCAAGAGCAGGCCUUGUCCAUGACUACCCAAUGUUACCUAGAUGUGAAAGAGCAGGCUGCCCAGGAUCAGUGUCUUCUCUGCCCCAGCACCCAUCACUCAGUCAACUUCCUGUUCCACACGGACCGCAGGAGGAAGUGGGUUGAGGUGGACAUCACAGCGUUCCUCCGACCUCUCAUCCAGUCCCACAAGAAGGACAUCCAUUUGCUGAUCAACCUGACGUGUGUGGAGGGCAGAGGCAGGGAGGCUGGAGGAGAGGAGAGGAGCGGUAGGGGCCCCGUGGAGCUCCACCUAAGGUCUCCGUCCUUGCUCCUGUACCUCAAUGACACCAGCGAGCUGGCACACCAAAGAUGGCUGCCCACCAGGUCACAAGGUCAUCUGAGGUCAGCCAAUGAGAUGGACACCUUUAAGAGCCUGGCGGAGUUCAAACCAGAGCGAAGGAUCAGCCGGAGCAAGAGGAGAAGACUGAGGAGAGAAUCUCCAGAUCUGUUGACGAACAACGCACGAGGCAAAACGAGCCCGAAGACCAUCCUCCCGGACCUCCUCCCGAGUUCUGACUUCCCUACGAGCGACUGUGCCUUGUACGACUUCAGCGUGAGCUUCAAUGAGCUCAAACUGAGCCAUUGGAUCAUUUUCCCCCACAGGUACAACCCCAGGUACUGUAAAGGCACCUGUCCCAGGGCUGUAGGGUUCAUCUACGGCUCCCCCAGACACACCUUCUUCCAGAACAUGAUCUACCACAUACUGGACUCCUCCGUACCACGGCCUUCCUGUGUUCCCUUGGAGUACACCCCCCUGAGUGUUUUAACCCUUGAAGGUGACUCCAUUGCCUACAAGGAGUUAGAUGAAAUGAUCGCUACGAGGUGCACAUGUCGCUAAAGGCCCACCUCCAGGGUCAGGCUCAAUCCCAUUUGAACUUGGUGUAAAAACUGAACAAUCUCAACUGAAAUUCCAAUUGUUCUCUAUACUUUUCAAUGUAAAAAAAAAUCCUCUCGCUCGGGCUGAUCCUUCGCUCUGGAAAUUGACUGAAUUGAAAUGGAAUUGACCCCUACCUCACUGUUUUACCAGCCUCAACACUUUGACUGUUAACCUACCUUCUGCAUCAACUGCCGCUAGACUUAUUCCAUCCUCCUCAAGCGCUUGACUUUAGCAACUUUUGUGACUUUUUCACAAUCGCCUAUUGUAACAUCCUGGUCUGGGGACUUCAUGUCAAGUCAUCAGUGUCUUUGUCAAAACAUCAGUGCGUGGAGGUAGAUUUUUUUGUUGAUCCAGAACAGAUGCAUUUACUUGCCCCCAAAAAGUAUUUUUAUCUAAAUAGAAAAUAUGGCAUUGAUUUCCUUUGUUUACAUGUUUAUGUGAUAGGUAGGAAUGUUGUGAAGAUGUCUUAUCCCUGCACUUACUGUCUGGUUUGUUUGCUUCGUUUGUGUUUUUGCAU